UAUCCACCUUUUCUGUUUGUUGUGCAAACAAAUUAAUUUUUUUUGUAUUUAUUUGUAAAUAAAUUUCGUAAACAACAAGAUAAUUACAACGCGCGGAGUCAUGGAAGAGUACGAAAUUGCUUAUGAAGAAAAUGGACAGAUAUUCUAUUCAGCAGAAAAGAUUGUUCUCAAAAACAAAUUAACUGGCGAACUAGUUGCAGCAGUGUACGAUGACAAGAGCACCCAUGCCCUUCUGACCUUAUACGCCGAAAACCAGAAUAAAGUCGGGAAAAUUCCAUUGAAUCCAUUUAGAACCGAAAAAGAAAUGUGGACGUAUAUUGCCCAUGAAUAUUGCAGGACUCAAAAGACUUGUUCUACACCUCAACAACUUGAAGAACGCUUUCGCAAUGUCAUCAGAAGAACCAAAGAUAGUCUUAAUGGAAUGGGUAGCAAGAUAAGGAUACCUCUGGAAGCGGUGGUCGGUUUUCGUCCUCAUCCUUGGAACGCUCGAAAUCGACUUUCUGCAGUGGCAACAACAAAUCCAGCAAAAACAAGACAAAAAUUAAUCGCUGAACAGAUUUUCGAUCGAUUAAUGCAAAACAGUGAAAACCGUUUCAGAAUAAGAUUGGCAAAUAAGGAACGAAGGCACAAGGAAAUGUUAAAACGGUUAACUGAACUCCAAAAUAGUUUGGCAAAUAAACUUACUAAUAAUUUGCGGACAUGACUCCUAAUUUUAAUAUAGAGAGUUAAAAGUUUUGUUAUAAAUCUUUAAAAAAAUAACAACCUAUGAAAGAAUCAACAAGGUUCUCAAAGAAGUUAAGUUUUUUUUUUUUGUAUUAGUAUAUUUUUGUAUGUUACAUUUUCCUUAAUGCCUAUAGAAAGGUAUAAUAAAUCUCAUGACCACAUUAAAACUUA
Eupeodes corollae is the source of this 894-nucleotide messenger RNA. RefSeq lists its product as uncharacterized. NCBI's taxonomy places the organism in Eukaryota, Metazoa, Arthropoda, Insecta, Diptera, Syrphidae. The record is from RefSeq and is a predicted model, not a curated record. Bases 101 to 703 code for a protein of 200 amino acids. The transcript is spliced from 2 exons.